This is a messenger RNA of Acanthopagrus latus (yellowfin seabream), 5636 nucleotides long. RefSeq names its product cadherin 11, type 2, OB-cadherin (osteoblast) (gene cdh11). Gene Ontology annotation, biological process: cell morphogenesis; multicellular organism development; cell-cell junction assembly. The transcript has 16 exons. The record is from RefSeq and is a predicted model, not a curated record. The coding region runs from base 853 to 3306 and encodes 817 amino acids. Gene Ontology annotation, molecular function: cadherin binding; calcium ion binding. Gene Ontology annotation, cellular component: plasma membrane; catenin complex; adherens junction. Lineage: Eukaryota; Metazoa; Chordata; Actinopteri; Spariformes; Sparidae.
CCGAGGCUCUUGGAGGGAGGACGGAUAAGCGCCGCUGACGGUACCGGAUUUUCAUACCCGAAGGAGGGAGAGGGAUGCUACGGUGAUUUCCCCUCUUUUUUUUUUUUCCUCCUCACAUCUCCUCCUCUUCCAUCACUUCGAUCUCGGAACCUUUAAUCAAGACGCACUCCUGCUCUCUCUCUCUCUCUUUUUGUUAUUAUUUUUUGUAAUCUUUGGUUCAUCUUUCGCUUCUGCGCUCCAGCUGAUAAAAGAAAAUAAUCAAAAAUAAAUAAGCAGAGAGAACAUUUUGGGUUCGAGGAGAACCGGCUCGGCUCUGCCUUGGGUUUUUUUUUUUCUCUCUCUCCCCAUCAUCAUCAUCAUCAUCAUCAUCAUCAUCAUCAUCUCUCUCACUCUCUUCUCCAAGCGCACAAACAGCAAGAACUGGGUUUUGAAAUCAGUGGAUGUGUGUGUUGGACAUCUGAUACAAGAAGCGAAUACUAGUUGAGAGAAGUGAUCGCUCUCUGCUGGCUUGUAUGUAUUUGGGGGGACGUUUCCUUGGAGAGGCGGGCUGCGCACGGAGUCUCUCACUUCCAAGGCAGAUCUGUGUCGCCGUGCAGAGGAGAAAACCCUCAACGUCUUCGGCCCCAGUAAUGAGCUAAAGGCUUUGUGACUCGAGGAGAGAGGAGUGAACAAAGAAGAAAAAAACGUGGAAGCGGGUGAUGAAUAUCUGCACCAACGGGCCCCAUCUCAGCUAAUGAACUAGGAAGUUCAUCAACAACAUUACAUUAACAAACACGGGAUAUCACCUCAGUGGGAGCUGAGCUCCACUGAGAGGAACCAGAGCGUUGGGGACAGAGUGAACGGUUGGGCAAGAUGGUGAUGCUGAAGCGGCACGGCCUCGGGCUGAUGAGGGCCUUCCUGGUGCUGGUCGGAGUUUCUGCGCUCUGUAGCGUCGCAUUAGGAACCCGGAGAGCAAAUGCUUCCUUGGAUCAAAGGGGCAACAAACACAGACAUCAAGGUCACAUGUCGCUGCACAGACACAGACAGCGGGGAGGGAAGGAGGGGCAGGUACUCCACAGGUCCAAACGAGGAUGGGUCUGGAAUCAGUUCUUCGUCAUUGAGGAGUACACGGGACCUGACCCGGUGCUGGUGGGCAGGCUCCACUCAGACGUAGACUCAGGCAACGGCAACAUCAAGUACAUCCUGUCUGGGGAAGGUGCGGGAACAAUCUUUGUUAUUGAUGACAAGACGGGCAACAUCCACGCCACAAAAACCUUGGACCGAGAGGAGCAGGCCCAGUACACUUUAACAGCCCAGGCCGUGGACAGAGACACUAACAAGCCUCUGGAGCCUCCUUCAGAGUUCAUCGUGAAAGUUCAGGACAUCAACGAUAAUCCUCCUGAGUUUCUACACGGGCCGUACUAUGCCAGGGUGCCUGAGAUGUCCAAUGUUGGUACGUCAGUGAUGCAGGUGACAGCGACAGAUGCUGAUGACCCCACCUACGGCAACAGCGCCAGGCUGGUGUACAGCAUUCUGCAGGGACAACCGUACUUCUCUGUGGAGCCUCAGACAGGAAUAAUUCGUACUGCCUUGCCCAACAUGGACCGCGAGGCCCGCCAGGAGUAUGAUGUCGUCAUCCAGGCCAAAGACAUGGGCGGUCACAUGGGCGGGCUGUCGGGGACCACCGAGGUUAAAAUCACCCUCACAGACGUCAACGACAACCCUCCAAAGUUUCCUCAGAGUGUGUAUCCAAUGUCUGUAUCAGAGGACAAAGUGCCAGGAGAGGAGGUGGGCCGCCUCAAGGCCAAAGACCCCGACCUCGGAGACAACGGACUGGUGAACUACCGCUUAGUCGACGGCGAUGGGAUGAACAUGUUUGAGCUGAGCACCGACUCCGAGACCAGAGAGGCUGUCAUCAAACUGAAGAAGAUGGUGGACUUUGAGACUAAACGGUCGUACACUUUGAAGGUGGAGGGAUCCAACCCCCAUGUUGACCCUCAGUUCCUCGCAUGGGGGCCUUAUAAGGACGAAGCCACGAUAAAGAUAUCAGUGGAGGAUGCAGACGAGCCCCCUGUGUUCGUAGCUCCCAGUUACACCUUUGAGGUAGAGGAGAAUGCGCCCGAAGGCACCCUGGUGGGUCGUGUCCAUGCCAAGGACACCGAUGUUGCCAACAAUCCCGUCAGGUACAUGAUCCCUCGGUACACAGAUGUCGAGCAGUUCUUCAGCAUCAACACGGAAGACGGCAUGAUCAUCACGAUGAAACCGCUGGACAGAGAAACGCAGAACUGGCAUAACAUAUCUGUGUCGGCCACAGAGAUCGGGGGUCACCACCAAGACACCAAAGUGCGCGUCAACAUCAAAGUUAAAGACGUGAAUGACAACCCUCCGGAGUUCGCGACCAACAACGAAGUCCUCAUGUGUGAAUCUGUCGCGCCGGGGAAGGUUAUUGAAAGAGUCAGCGCCGUGGACAAAGACGAGAUGGCUCACAGGCAGCACUUCACAUUCAGCCUCGCUCCGGAAGUCGCCCACAACAACAACUUCUCCCUCAAAGACAACAGAGACAGCACAGCCAGCAUCUACGUGCUCCGCAAAGGAUUCAGCCGCCUGACCCAGGAUGUUUACUACCUUCCCAUCGAGAUAAAUGACAACGGUUUCCCAGCUAUGAGCAGCACCAACACCCUGACCAUCAGAGUCUGCUCCUGUGACAGUAAAAACACCAUCCUCUCCUGCAAUGUGGAGCCCUACGUCCUGCCAGCCGGUCUCAGCACGGGGGCGCUGAUAGCUAUACUGGCCUGUAUCGUCAUUCUGCUGGCGAUCGUUGUGCUGUUUGUUGCACUGCGGCGUCAGAAGAAGGAGCCAUUGAUAGUGUUCGAGGAGGAGGACAUCAGGGAGAACAUUAUCACUUACGAUGAUGAGGGAGGUGGCGAGGAGGACACGGAGGCUUUCGACAUCGCCACACUGCAGAACCCAGAUGGUGCCAACGGUUUCCUGCCAAGAAAGGACAUCAAACCUGAGCUCCAGUAUCCCCUCAGACCCGGUGGCCGUCCAGCAGCCAACAGCGUCGACGUUGAUGACUUCAUUAAGACUCGAAUCGCAGAGGCCGACAGCGACCCGACCGCACCUCCUUAUGACUCCAUCCAGAUCUACGGCUAUGAGGGCAGAGGAUCGUUGGCUGGGUCGUUGAGUUCCCUCGAGUCUGUCACAACAGAGUCCGACUUGGAUUAUGACUAUCUGCAGAGUUGGGGGCCGAGGUUUAAGAAGCUGGCAGAUUUGUACGGGACCAAAGACUGCUCUAUUCAUGACGGGGAUGAUGGUGAAGACUCUUAACAGCGGUCUUUCUGUGUGGACGCCCCCGAUUUCUGAUUUAUUGAUUCCAUGAGGAUUCGUUAGCUGAGGGUUAACACUCCUCAAUACCCAAUCGUUACCACCUGAUCAGUUCAUGCCAAUUCGUCAACGGACGUUAACAGCUCUCCCUCCCGUGGCGCCUCCCUGGUCCUCCAGGAUGAUUUGUUAAUGAACACUUAAUGAACGCUUGGACUCGAACCGCUCCCAGCUUUUUCCCAAAUCUCUCCUUUCCCUCCUGUUUCUCUUCCCCACUCUCUUUCUACAGACUGAGCAUCGCAGGGCUGGGAGAUUUUGUUAUGUCACCAGUCUGUUGGUUUGAAAAGUUAAAUUGUUGGGGAAAAAAAUGUUGCUGUAUGAUCAAAAAGACUUGCUUAUAGCUAAAUGUUUAGUUUAUUAGAGGUUCUAUAUACUUUUGUGGACUGGAUUCACGUACUUAGCUAAUGGUUCCUGAGAGAAAUGUUAUUCCCCCGCACAGGUUCCUGAGUGGGAUAUAUAUUUCCCUGAGUGGUGUUUGUAAAGAACACACGGGAAGAGAAGAAGAGCGAGAUACAAGCAAAAUCAAAGAAAAAAGUUAGAAUGGGAUUCAGCAACAGCUUGAUGUUAGGAGAGAGACCUAAAAAGGUAACAAUGACGUGUCAGUAGGAUCAAACAGUCAAACAAAACUCUUUGCAAUGUGUUGUUGUGUGUGCAGAGUUCAGCAGGUACUGUGGUUUAGAUAGCGUGACCCAGAGGGUUGUUGAUACUCUGAAGACGCUCGCAGCAUCUUCACAGUAUGGUGGCCUUAUAAUAAAUAAACAACAACUCCAGGGGUAAACACAACAUGUGUAAUGAAAGAGAGACCGCUAGCUUGAGUAGCGACACACAGACAAAACACACAAGGACUGAGUAUCUGUGAAAACGCUACUCAAAUACCUGUUGUUGUUUUUUAUUUUUUGUUUAGUUUUUUUUUUACUCCCAAAAAGAGACGGACUCGACACGGAUCCAACUGAAAAAACUGUGGGUGAAUCUUCGUUUUUCAUUCUUCACUGCAGAGAAGACGUGAAAAAAAGAAAAGCUGCCCUUCUCCCCUGUGUUCCCCUCAAUCCUCCCAUCAACAAUCACUUCCCAUACCGAGUCCACCGAUGAAUGAUCACUUCUCCAUUCAGAGUCCACCAAUGAUGAUCAAUCACAAUGAGUAAAAACCUGUGAGCUCUAAAAAUCGCCUUAAACUUUAUGGACACUCUUGCAACGCAGUGCAUUCUCUUUUUUUUUUUUUUUUUUCGUUUCUCCUUUUUUUGUUUCUUUUUGUAACUUGAAAAGUAUAUUCAGAAAGCAAACUAUUGUCCAUGUUAGGUAUGUACAGAGCAAUGUGCAGACAUGUGAUAUAUCACGUUGAGGAUCCAACCUGCGCCUCGUGCAUUCUUAAAAUAAAAACAACAAAAAAACAGGAUGUGCCGUUUCUGCCAGCACGGUAAAUGUAGACCAGGAUAAACGUGCCUUGUGUUUCUUUUUCCCAACACCAGCUAUGUUAGCAGCAACGUCUGUUGUAUCAACAUGUGUUGCUAUUCCAACAUAAAAUGUGCACACUGGAAAAUAACACAAGGUGUGUUUUCUGAGCCACAUAUGCGGAGAGGCUGAAACCAGGACAUCCUUUUUUAAGCGUGCUGAUUCUUGUUCAAUCUCUUUUUUAAUGUUAUUAUAUUAUUAUGAUUAUUAUUGUUGUUUUUUUAAUAUUAUUAUUAUCAUUAUUAUUAUUAUUAUUAUGACGAUAACUGUUCUUUCUUUGGCUGCAGCUACACAGGACCGGAUUCAUGUUUAACUCUUUGCAGCUCCGAUUUGAUCUUAUGGGUGUCUAAACAUGGAGAGACUACGUGCUAUUUCAUUUUUUUCAUUUUUGGACAGCUGUAAGAAAUGUACUGCCAAAAGUUAAAUAUCAGCUUUGGUUUCUGCCUGCGUGAACACAACCUCUCUCAUUUCUUUUGUUUUUGUUCCUUUUUUUUUGUUUUGUUUUGUUUUUGGCGUUUCUUCGUUCUUUCUCCCUGUUCAAGAGGAAAAACUAGAAAUCUGUGUCUGUUGCAGUGAGAGAACGCCUCGUUUUUAUUCUCUGUCAAGUUUUAUGGUACCGAUUUGUACAAUUUUAAAAGUUCUUAUUUUAGUAUACAUGCAGAAUAUUCCAGUAUUACAACAAAAAACAUGUUAAGAAGAUACGAUUAAAAAAAAAAUGUUACAGCAUCACACUUAUAUUUUCUGAACAUUGUACUGUUGCUUUACUAUGUGCUUCAAUCUCCGAAGCGAAAAAAAACUUUGAAAUAAAUGCUCUUUUUAUAAAAUGA